AUGUCGUACCAUCAUAACAGCAGCGAAAACCACAGCAACUACGGCGGCGGUCGCGGGGGCAGUGGGGGGAUGCGGCGGCAGCGUUCUCGAAGCCCGGAUGCGCAUCCCCAGCAAUCCCAUUACUACCACAGCAGCAACAACAGCAACAGCGGCUACGGCCAGCCCCAGCACUACCGCUUACAUCCGCAGCAACGUCGUAGCUCACCGCCCCGUCGGCCGCCGUUUCGCCGCCGCCGCGAGGAGGCGACGUACACCAUUCCAGACGUUGCCCCCCGCCUUCAUGUACCGCAUGAUUUGCCGGUGGAUGUCACUGCUUUUUUAGACAUCAUCGCCUUUUAUGUUGUGCAGGGUGGUCCCACGGCGGAGGAGGAAAUCAUGAAACGCGAGGAAAACAAUCGUCACUUUGCUUUCCUGCAUGCAUCAUGGCGGGACCCCAAGCAGUUGUACUACCGCUGGCGCCUUUACUCGCUCCUGCAGGGCGACACCCUGCUCCGGUGGCGGACGGAGCCGUACCAAAUAGAACGCGGCAAUGAGGCGUAUGUGUGGGUGCCGCCACCGGCGAUACCCAGUGGUCCGGAGUGUCUUCUCGACGCCUUUAAGGCCUACCCCCCGUCGUCACAUAUGAGCAGUGGUGGUGAGGAGUGUCAGGAUGGAGGCAAAGGCGUCAAGGCGACGUCGCCCCCGCAGCUGGUUCCCACCGCGUCGUGGCUGUCACGAAUGUCGGUGUCGGAGGGCGCCUUCUUUGUCACGCUUGACAAGGCGGCCGCCGCGGAAUGGCAGCAGCUGCUGCUCAUGGAGCCUCACGUCACGGAGGUGGCGGCUGCCCCAGGACUGUCGCUGGAGGAGCGGCUCAAGGCGUUGACGGCGAUCGUGCUGGACAACGAGCGCAUUGCACAGCGCAUGGUGUUCGCGGUUGAGCAUCAGAAGGCCGCCUUGCACCUGCUGAGCCUCCUCCUUGACGAGAUGGUGCAGCUGGCGUACGCCGCCGCGUGGCCCCAGCGGCGUCCCUCACCCCGCCUUCACGAUGACGACUGCGUGGAUCGAGGCGGCGGCGGCGGCGACGAUGCUGCCCUGCAGGCAGCAGCGCGGUGUUGCAUGUGUCUGUCGUACCUCUUCACGCUGAAUGACAUUGGCAGGAACGGGGCGGCCGUGGCGCUGACGGACGAGGAGGUAACAAGCAUUGCCCCAUCGUAUCAGGAGGGUGGCAGCAGCGCAACGGUUCCUCACACCAUGGCCGGCCGUAGUAGUAGUAAUAGUAAUAAUAAUAGCGGCAGCGUCAGCGGCAUUGCUGUUGCUUGUGGUGGGGGUGGCAGCAGUACCAGUCCAUCUUUUCCUGUAGGCGCUGAGGCACCACAUGCUGCAACGCCGAGUGGGGUGGCGGCGCCCCCUGUGCGUCUGUUAAAUCGUGCGCUGGAGAAAAUUAUGCCGACGCUCAUUGAGUCUACCCUCCUUGUGGCGCUUUGCACGGUGCAGCAGUACGGCUCACUGCAAGUGGACAACGCUCGCGAGACGGCGCGGAGUUCGGCGAAGCCACCCGGGGCGGAGGAGUUUGAGGGUAUCCUCCCGCUCGACAUUGACCAGGCAGCGUACGUUCAUGUGCAGGCCAAACUGUCCGCGGCGCGUUCCACAACGACGACAUCCAGCACCAACACCACCAGCGGCUCUGGGACGGCAGCCACCGCUGCCUCUUCACCCGCUACGGCACCCCCAGCGUAUAACACAGCUGCAGCGGUGGCGCAUGUGAAGAAGGAAGACCGCGACGCUGUCUGCAUGAUCGCCAUGCUGCUUGUUUCAUGGCUCAAGCAGUUGUGCUCCACAUGGGCAGACGCGGACAUCAUUGGUAGUCGCUGCUGGAGCACACUCCUGACGAAGUACAUCUACCUUCUUUCUCAGCCAAUUGAGACAACGUGA
Molecule: messenger RNA, 1911 nt
Organism: Trypanosoma rangeli
Lineage: Eukaryota; Euglenozoa; Kinetoplastea; Trypanosomatida; Trypanosomatidae
Product: putative RNA-binding protein
Exons: 1
Coding region: 1-1911 (636 amino acids)
Biological process (GO): RNA processing
Cellular component (GO): nucleus
Molecular function (GO): RNA binding
Source: RefSeq, a predicted model, not a curated record